AUGGGCCACAUGCUGUUCAUCGACCAGCCUCUGAACGUGGGCUUCUCGUACUCGGGAAACCGCACGGGAACGCAGCAGGUGAGCUCCUCCAACGAAGGCGCACUCCACUUGGUAAACUUCCUCUACAAUUUCUAUAGGGAAUGGCCGAAACUGGCUGCCAGUCCACUCUAUAUCACUGGAGAAUCAUUCGCAGGCCACUACAUUCCCGCAUUUGCAAGGGAAAUCCUGCUUAACGAAACCUUCAAGGCCGCUACUAAGGUGAAUCUGAAGGGCGUGGCUAUCGGUGACGGUUGGGUAGAUCCAAUCAACCAAUUCAACUACUACGACUCCCUCCUCUACUCCGCAGGCAUCAUCAGCAACAAGUUCAGAGAGGACGACUACGUCAUCAACACAGCUGGCGUCCUCAACUACCUCAACUCAGUCAACUGGAACUACAUUUCCAAUUGGAAACGCGCCAGGAAGGAUGUGUGGCGCAUCAACAACCAGAUCAGGGGAUGGGCAAAGACCUACGGAAACCUGUGGUUCGUGCUGGUCAACCGCGCAGGCCACCUCGUCCCCACCGACCAGCCAGAAUCCGCCUUCAACAUGUUCGGCCACUUUGUUCGCGACGAUAGAAACUGGAACCAAUGA
Nymphaea colorata (pocket water lily) is the source of this 630-nucleotide messenger RNA. RefSeq lists its product as uncharacterized. The record is from RefSeq and is a predicted model, not a curated record. Lineage: Eukaryota; Viridiplantae; Streptophyta; Magnoliopsida; Nymphaeales; Nymphaeaceae. The transcript is spliced from 2 exons. Gene Ontology annotation, molecular function: serine-type carboxypeptidase activity. Gene Ontology annotation, biological process: proteolysis. The coding region runs from base 1 to 630 and encodes 209 amino acids.